Messenger RNA from Pogonomyrmex barbatus (red harvester ant), 4725 nucleotides. RefSeq names its product thrombospondin-1 like protein golden goal (gene gogo). Lineage: Eukaryota; Metazoa; Arthropoda; Insecta; Hymenoptera; Formicidae. The record is from RefSeq and is a predicted model, not a curated record. Gene Ontology annotation, cellular component: cell periphery.
AGAAAAAGAACAGAGGAAACCAAGAAGAAAAAAGACAGAGUAAGAAUAGUGUCGAUUUCUCAGCCUCCCGACACUCAUAAACAUCGUCGGAGUUCUCCCUCGGCGGGAGGGUAAUUUUGUGUGUCCGUCGGAGGGUCGACCCUCGGAGUCGCGCGGGGAUGCGCGCGAGGGUGUUUGUACGGCGUGGAUAGGCGAGCCGGCAAUUUCGCGUGUGGCUCUCGAUAUCGAUUCUAGGAGGCCGCCGCCACCGUCGGAGUAAUCGCGCAUCCCCUUCGUCGUUCUUCGGUCGGCAAAACGGCCGCUCGUUGACAUCGUCGUCGUUGAUGCGCGAGGGGGGAUCAAUGAAAGGAAAGAUCGAUCGAUCGGGUCGAAGAACUGAGGAUCGAACUCAUCUAUAUUAUUCUCGAUGCAGAAACGAUCUGUACCGAUCUGCAAUUAAUCAUGCUGGGGAAGAUGCGGAUCGUAUUGGGGUAGAAGUAUUGCAAUAGAUACACGGAUUUGUUAUAUUUUCCGGGGCACCGAAAUAUCUCGGUUAAGCCCUGGCAGUUAUCAAUGAAGAGCCGGACAUGAAUUGGACAUUCGAACGGUCAUCACUGGGAUUAUUAAUCAUCCUUCUCCUGACAUGCGGUAUCACAAGAUCGAUGACAGACGCGAAGGAGCCGAUACUAUUGAAAGUUGUCGCUCCACCGUCCCAUAUGGCUUUGUCCGGCGACGUGACCGUUUUUAUCUUGGAUUCGACGGAAACGGAAUCCACCACGAACGUUAUGUCCACGAACGGCACAAGUGGCAUGAGGAAAGACGAGAAAGAGAAAAUCGAUCCGAAGACAAACGGAGUUAGCGCGGGUCACGAACCGCUCGUGCUUAGAGUAUUAUACGUCGAUGGCCUCACGUCAGAAUUGAUCGGUGAUUUCCCUUUGGAUACCCUGCCGCAUAAGGGUGAGAAUAUUUCUGUGAUAAUACCUUGUGGUGUCUUCUCGCGUGGCGGAAUUUAUACACUACGACUUCAGUACAAGUUCUCAACUCUGGCUGCCAGACACAACACUGCCAUUACUGGGCUGCCCGAAAUUGAGAUGAGCAGUGCCUUAGACGUAAAGUGGCCCAUCCCCUUUCUGCAUCUGGAUUCCCAACACUUCGGUACAUAUCCUAGCCAGCCGAUAGUGGCUACCAUAAAGUACAAUAAAAUUUCGUGUGUACCUGCCAACGGCGUUCCGGUGGCGGCUUAUAUUUUGCAACUCAUAUAUUGCGGCACCACCGCGGCCGCCUGCGAUCCACAAAACAACGGCCGCAUGCAAGUGCUCUAUUACGAGGAAAUAAACGGCUUCACCACGUCAAAGAUCGUCAAGUUGAAAUGCGAAUUUUUCGGACUGGCCGGAAAUUACGCGCUCAGAUUAAAGGCCUCGGAUGUCAAUCCGUCCGCGCCGACGAGCAGCGCGUACAUUAAGGUGGAAUGGUCCGAUGAAUUUAGCUUCAACGUCCACGCGAGGUCGAUCUAUCCCUGCGAGGGAUCGGCGGGCAUAUCGGUCCUCUUUCAGUAUCCCGCGUGUCGUCUUCAGGGCGAUCGCGUGCGCGUUUACGGCCGCCUUCGGGCGGACGUGAGUUCCCUGGCGCCGCCGUCCGCGUUGCACUACGUGGCGGAAUUGAAGGCGGCACCGGGCAAGCACUCGCUGAACUUCGACUGCGAUAUCUUCACCGAGAAGUUCAUCGAGUAUUGCUUCGUUUACGUGAGCCAGGCGAUCACCGGCGCGAUGGCAGAAGUGAAGCUCGCGUGCAUACCGACCUUCCCGCUUCUGGAAAACGACGCAGCCGGUUGGGGUCCCUGGAGUGCGUGGAGUCCUUGCAGCAGCUCCUGCGUGGGUGGCGUCCGUAAUCGAUAUCGAUUUUGCGACACGCCACCCCCGAAAUACGGGGCGAAAUUCUGCCAGGGAAGAGCGGUCGAGACGGAAUCGUGCGGUGGCACUGGCAGGAUCGAUUUCCAAGAGGCGUGGAACACCGAGGGAUGGGAGUGCCGGCACGGAACGACAUUAGUGGCCGCAAGACCGGAAGUCACGGCUCAGAUCGGCGUUCAGUGUCGGUGCGGUUGCAUUAUCAAUUUUGAUGAUAAAGCCUUGAAUAAGAUUCUGGCGGCGAAUACUCAGGCCUGUCCCGGCCGUUCCUUCUGGCUGCUGCAGGCAAAAUCGGAUUACAUUAUUCGGCUGCAUUUGGAUCAAACGCAGUUUCGCUGCCCGGGGCAAUAUUUUCGUGCUCGCGACGGUGAUUCGUUGAGUGCGGAACUUUUAACGGACAUCGCGUUCGAUAAGGGUGCACCCGCGACAGGAACGAUAUUCUCGUCCGGUGAAAGUUUGCUACUUGAAUUCUUCAGCGACGAGCACGCCGCCUCGGCAGAUACUUGCGUGGGUGGUUUCUUGGGACACGCGAGCAUGUUUCGAAAACUAUAUGAGAACAAGACAUCAGCUUCGCUCCCUUCGGAAACAAAUUCCACUCUGACUGUUGAGCAAUGGAUCUUCUGGGGGCCCGCGCAUUUGGCGACAGCAUCCCUUUUGAUACUUAUAUUCUUUAUAUCUAUUUUUCUAGUACUGCAAUUUGCAUUAAAAUAUAGAAAAUACCAUAUCGCGGAAGACUUGGACACUCUGAGCGAGCAUUCUGGAUGUAGUGAUAUGAUGGUGGGGCGGGGAAAAUCGAUGUCUUCUACGACGCUAAUCUCGGAAGUCGCGUCUCUAGUAGGUCUACCAAAGAAAUGCACACCAAGACUGUCGAAACGAAAAAUAGCACCUUGUGCGAUGGAAGAUGGUUAUGAUAGUUCGGAGACUUUGGCGGAGUACGAAGACGAAACAAGCUUGAGUUCGACUACUUUGAAGCUGCGAGAUACCGAGGAAAGUUCGGAGAGGAGCGUGAUACCGAACAAAUUGCAUAUUGAUGAACCACCGGUGACAGUAUCGGCUGUUAUGGCUAUUGGUCAGCCGGAAGUAAAAUAUGCCCAACCAGUCAAAUUACGCACUCUGGGAUCUGUCAGUUCUGCAGACAAGCCGACGUUAGACAACGCGAGAUGUCAAAGCACAGCGAGUGUUACCGAGAGCCCGCAUAUUGCAAGACUUCAUCGCUACACGUCUAAUCGUCUACAGUCUAAGGAUUCAUUGACAAACAGCCCAUUAUCGGGUACGUCCACAUUACGCAGCGGUAAGGAGACGAAGGAUCGGCGGAAUCGCGAGCGACUACUUCAAAGACCGGGUUCGGAGUUCAGCCUGACAAAUCCGGAGACGGAUAUGGAGCUCGACUAUUACGAUUACAACGUCGCGAACGCCGGCGCCGCGCCGGGUUCGUAUCUAGGUAUGGAUCCAGCUUUUCUCCUAUGGAUACCCCCGUUGUCGAUGUCCGAGGAUUCUCAAGAUCCGUCCGCGGAUCGUCCGGAUUGUUUUCAAGGCACAACGACAAGCCCGGCACUGUACCGACUGCCGGAGAGCACUGAAGGCGCGACUCUGACCCCGGCCGAGUAUCGGCGUAUACGACAGCAGCUCGCGUCUAGCAUCGAGGAGGCUAGACCGAGCCUCGAGCAGCAACGCCAGGACUCGACGACGUCGUCCUCGUCGUCGUCGAAAAACGACUCGUCGUCAGGCGGUAGCCUGAUCCUAUCCGACGACAGCAUCGGCGAGAGCAGAACCGCCAGAUUGAACGAACGCUUGCUGCCGAUCCACCGGAUCCUGGAGGACUCCAGGACUCGAGUGAGCGAGGAGUCCCUGUGCAGUCAGCUCGCGAGCGACAGGACGCAAUGCGCCGCCAUUCCCAAUCGCCUUCACGGUGCUAAGCCCGAUCUUUCUCAGGAACAGACCGUUUCGAGGAGUGGUCGGCAGGACAAUUAUGUAAAUAUUACCGAUGCUGGAGGCGUGAUCAAAUUGGAAGACAAAUCGGAGAAAUCGAGACAGAUCUCGAAAAGGCAGCCUGAAGAAGCGUUACUUCAUCAUAACAUUUCGAGGUCGCAUGUGAAUCAAAAGGCGAAGGACGUUUCUCAGGAUGACAAGAAGAAUCGUUACUUCAAGAACGAGAACACGUCCAAAUUCUCCGGUAAAUCGGCGAGCUCGAAGACUCAAGGAUACGCGGACGGCAGGGACAGGGAUCUUCAGAGUGCCAAAGAUCUCAGAUCGGACAUUCUGACAAAUCUAAAUGUAAGCGGCCCGUGCAAGUACCGAGACUUUACGCAAUUUACGCAACCGCAGGAGACUAACAAACUCUCGGAUUGCACUAACAUUCCGAUGAUCGAGUUCUCGGGGCCGCGACUGAACUCACCGGCGACACCUCGGAGACUGACGACGGACAACUUGAACAUCAGUCUGUCCAAAAAGAAAGAAAUUCAGAGCCCGGAUUACGGGGUCGAGAGCGACAUGAAGACGGAAUCGCGCGAUUCCUUUUACGAUCUGAUCCGCGAGAACGAGGACGGUAUCAAAUUCGCGGACGAUGACGACGAGUACAUCGAUAACAGAGCGAAUCUGUGAAACCUACAUUGUAAUUGCUAACAUAUGGAAACAAAGCUGCAAUAAAGAUUACCGCUACUCUACGGCUGAGAAUCGGCGAUUUCUUCUGAAUAAUUGAAAUUUAAAUACAAGGGAAUUUAAAAAAAACACGUUCUGACACGUUAAACGUUGUUACAUGAAUAUCUUUAGAUCUUGUGUUAGAAAAUAAUGUAACAUUUUAACUUAAUGUAACUUAAUGUAACUUAUUAUGUAUUAUUAUAUA